AGCCUCCGCGGGUUCCGUCCCAGAUGAGCGUCAGUCAGUCAGUCAGUCAGUCAGUGACGGACCUCAGAACCGGAGCAACACUGGAUCAUGCGCGCGCUCACCGCGUCCUGACAGCUGCACGCGGCUCGGUUCGGGUGUCGGCGAGCGAGAUGGACGGAGGCGAGAGGAAGGAUGUGAAGCUCUCUGCUGAAGUAGAACCGUUUAUCCCUCAGAAGAAAGGUGUUGAAGCGUCAUUAUUACCCAUGAGUCUGUGCGGUGAGGGUGGAGCUGAGCCCACACAAAUCCCCUCCUACCUGAUCACCUGCUACCCCUUCGUACAGGAGAAUCAGAACAGCAGUCGGCAGAUGCCUGUGUAUAACGGAGAUCAGCGCUGGCAGCAGCUCAACCCGAGCCCCGGCGGGCCGUACCUGGCGUACCCCAUCCUGUCGUCCCCGCAGGCCCCCGUCACCAGCGAUUACCCCACGUACUACCACGCCAUCAUGCCCACGCCCUGCCCUCCCGUCAUGGGCUUCUACCAGCCCUUCCCAGGGCCCUACACAGGGCCCCUGCAGGCCGGCGUGCUCAACCCCGUCUCCGACUGCAGCCAGACGCCGAGAGGGAGAGGCGUCUCACGAAACCCCGUCCUGAACAAGCAGCCAGUGGCUCAGCCAAUGAGAGCCAAGCGCCCCGUGAUGCGGAGCGUGGCGGUACAGAAGGAGGUGUGUGCCGCCGGGCCUGAUGGGAGAUCCAGGACGGUGCUGCUGGUGGAUGCAGCGCAGCAGACAGAUUUCCCCGGCGAGGCGUCUGGCAGCGUCAGAUGUGCGUCGGAUCAGGCGAGUCCUCAGUGGAAGAAUAAAGCUCGGUGCAGACGCACGUCGCAGCAGGAGUCGUCCAGCGAGCAGGGAGCCAGCGAGGCAGACAUCGACAGCGACAGCGGCUACUGCAGCCCCAAACACAACCAGGGAGCUGCCAGCACCUCCACCAAUCAGCACACGGCUUGUACGUGUGUGUGUGUGUGUGUGUGUGCAGCUGUUAGCUGGGGGAAUGUAGCCUCACAGACCGUCCAGAAGCCGUGGGCAGAGAGGAACACAGCGUAUCACAGAGGCAGAACACCUGAGCAGAGGAACUACACACAGGACUUCCAGAUGAACUUUAGAGGUCAUGCAGCAGGACAGAGAUCGACUCCUUCAGAGACGCCCAACACACACCUCACACCUGAGCCACUGUACUUUCAGGAUGAGGACGAGUUUCCUGAUCUGGCCACCGGUGGCGCUGCUCAGCGGAAUAAACCAGAACUAGUUCAGCCCAAACUGCCCAAGAACCUGGUGUGUAACCUUCCGGAGAAUUCCCCCAUAAGCAUCGUGCAGACGCCCAUCCCCAUCACCAGCUCUGUGCCCAAGAGAGCCAAGAGUCAGAGGAAGAAGGCGCUCGCUGCCGCUCUCGCCACGGCACAGGAGUACAACGAGAUCAGCAUGGAGCAGAAGAAGCUACAGGAGGCUCUGUCUAAAGCAGCAGGUAAGAAGAGCAGGACACCGGUGCAGCUGGAUCUGGGCGACAUGCUGGCAGCGCUAGAGAAACAACAACAGGCCAUGAGAGCACGACAACUCAACAACACCAAACCACUGUCAUACACAGUUGGGACAGUGGGCGCUCUGAACAGUAAAGAUGGCGGCAGUCGAGUGACGGGACUCAAAAACACAUACACCCCCCCUCACAACAUCCUGGACUCCAGCGCGUGUGGCGUCAAGAGAGGGAAAGAGAGAGAGAUUCCCAAAGUCAAGAAGACCACCACCAUGAAGAAGAUUAUUCUGCAGGAGCGUGAGGUGAAGAAGGGCAAGAGUUCUGCUGAGCACAGCGUAUCUGGAGCCGACGAGCAGAGAGACGCUCUGAGCUUCACUGACCCGCUCACACAGGAGCAGGAUGAGAACGGUCUGAGCAUGCCCAGUGAUGCGUCUCUGUCUCCAGCGAGUCAGAACUCUCCCUACAGCAUCACACCCGUGUCUCAGGGCUCACCCGCCAGCUCCGGCAUCGGGAGCCCCAUGGCUGCGUCCGCCAUCACCAAGAUCCACAGCCGCAGGUUCAGAGAUUACUGUAAUCAGGUGCUGAGUAAGGAGAUCGAUGAGAGCGUGACGCUGCUGCUGCAGGAGCUGGUUCGCUUUCAGGAGCGUGUUUAUCAGAAGGAGCCCACCAAAGCCAAAGCCAAGCGGCGGCUGGUCAUGGGGCUGCGAGAGGUCACCAAACACAUGAAGCUGCACAAGAUCAAGUGUGUCAUCAUCUCACCCAACUGUGAGAAGAUCCAGGCCAAAGGUGGUCUAGACGAGGCCCUUUAUAACGUCAUCGCCAUGGCGAGGGAGCAGGAGAUCCCGUUUGUGUUCGCUCUGGGCCGAAAGGCUCUGGGCCGCUGUGUGAAUAAACUGGUGCCGGUGAGCGUCGUGGGAAUAUUCAACUACUCUGGAGCAGAGACUCUGUUCAAUAAGCUGGUGUCUCUGACGGAGGAGGCGCGGAGGGCGUAUAAGGACAUGGUGAGCGCUCUGGAGCAGCAGGCCGAGGAGGCGCUGAAGAACGUCAAGAAGGUCACGCACCACAUGGGUCACUCCAGAAACCCGUCGGCCGCCAGCGCCAUCUCCUUCUGCAGCGUCAUCUCCGAGCCCAUCUCAGAGGUCAACGAGAAGGAGUACGAGACCAACUGGAGGACGAUGGUGGAGAGCGCAGACGCUCCAGAGCCGCUGGAGACCGAACCCGCCAGCAGAGCGACCAGCAAAGAGCAGCCGACGCUCGCUCGCGCUCCCGAGAGAGAAGAGUCCCGCACGGACGACCGGCUGGAGUGGGCAUCCCAGCAGAGCACAGAGACCGGCUCCCUGGACGGCAGCUGCAGAGACCGGCUCAACUCCUCCAUCACCAGCACCACCAGCACACUGGUGCCCGGCAUGCUGGAGGAGGAGGAGGAGGAGGAGGAGGAAGAGGAGGAGGACUACACCCCCGAGCCCAUCUCCGUACAGGUGCCGCCGCUCACCUCCAGGAUCGAGUCCUGGGUCUCCAAAACCCUGGAGAACAUGCAGCUGCGCACACGGAGCAGCGACGAGGACGAUGAAGACGAGGAAGAGCGGCUGAGCGACGAGGAGGAGCUCGACUCCCCCGAUCUCACCGAACCGGCGGCGGAUCCACACACGGGAUGAGAGCUCACGCGUAACACAAACACCGACUCAGGAACCGCUCACACGCUCUCUGCGUCUUCAGAGAUCACACACAAGCACUGUCAGGCAUCAGAACAGUCCUCUGCGUGCUUCAUCUGAAAUCACUCACACACACAGUCAAAUCACCUUUACUAAAGAUAUUUUAAAGAACUUUGGACCCCAUUGACGUCUUAAAAUAUCUUCUUUUGUGCUCCACUUAAGAACGAAAGUCAGUCAUAGUCUAAAUGAUGACAGGAUGAUCAGUUUUGGGUGAACUAUUCCUCUAAAGUGAAUCACUGAAUCACUGAGUCGAAUGAAUCACUAUCAUGAUGCUUCACAGUGUUUUAGUGCUUUUCCCUUAAAACAUUCGUCUGGACAUCUCAUCCGUGUUGCACUGAAGAAAUUAAGUGUUUAGAGCGAGUAGAUGAUUGAUUAUUUCUUUAGAUCAGUGAAGGGAACAGGUGUUCGUUCAUCCCUCCACACUGGCUCUCAUCUGAAGCAUUAACAGAGAAGCAGCAGACGUCUUGAUGUGUGUGUGUGUGUGUGUGUGUAUCUAUCCUGUGUAAAUAAGGUGUUUAAAUGUCUCUAAUACUCUGUUGUCUCCGGUUGAACUGAUUCGGAGGGUGUUUUAUUCCACGUGUGUCCUCGGCUCGUUUCUCCUGCUACUGACCGAUCUGUGGUUUCCUGCCAGUGUACAUUGCUCCUGUGCGUGUGUGUUAGUCUCUUACCACGUUUACUCUGAUUUACUCUGCUCUACAUCUGUCCUGGAGUGCUCGAGAGGUGAAGCCACGUUCAUCUCCACAUGAAGGAUUUGUGAUGUUAUAACGAUGAUGUUCACUAAUUGUGUGUGUUGAUGGCUAAUGGUCCGGUGCUGGUGUAACUGUGUGGAUGUUCUCUCUCUCUCUCUCUCUCUCUCUCUCUCUCUCUCUCUCUCUCUCUCUCUCUCUCUCUCUCUCUCUCUCUCUCUCUCUGUGUUUGCAGUGAUCUUCAUCUGCGUGUCUUUUGCACUAUGUACAUAAACGUGAACAGCUUUGGUAACUAAUGUGAAACUAGCACAUGUGUUUUCCGGCAGUUCUGAUGGUGAAAUCGCAGCGUCUGUAUCUCUGGCUGAUCGUUAAUACAAUUAAACUGUUUUCAGUAAACUA
Cyprinus carpio (common carp) is the source of this 4297-nucleotide messenger RNA. Its product is annotated as selenocysteine insertion sequence-binding protein 2-like. Lineage: Eukaryota; Metazoa; Chordata; Actinopteri; Cypriniformes; Cyprinidae. Gene Ontology annotation, cellular component: ribonucleoprotein complex. Gene Ontology annotation, molecular function: selenocysteine insertion sequence binding; mRNA 3'-UTR binding; ribonucleoprotein complex binding. The record is from RefSeq and is a predicted model, not a curated record. Gene Ontology annotation, biological process: selenocysteine incorporation.